Messenger RNA from Solea solea (common sole), 1248 nucleotides. RefSeq lists its product as uncharacterized. Lineage: Eukaryota; Metazoa; Chordata; Actinopteri; Pleuronectiformes; Soleidae. The record is from RefSeq and is a predicted model, not a curated record. The coding region runs from base 374 to 1222 and encodes 282 amino acids. The transcript has 3 exons.
CUAAAGCAGAUGUUUGCAGUCAUGUGUCAUGGAGAACUGGGUGGUGUGUGGCUUAUUAUGUAAAUGUUAUUCUAAUACCAUUAGUACUGCACUUGCCUAGUGCUAAUGGUAUUAUUCGUUUAGUGGUCCCCUAAAUGUGAUAAACUGGGAUUUAGUUUUGAUGAAACUAACUCGUAGAUUCUCCUUCACUGCAAAACAAGGUGCAGUGCAAGGGUGUGGCUCACUGGCACGCUGACAUUUUCAAUUAGCAGUCAAUGACACGCACCUGUGCAUCGUUACCUUCUCAGUCUGGGAUUGGCCACAGACCGUGUCCGGUUUCAUAUUUUAAGCCGUGCUCUGAAAGAAGCAGACAACAUUUCAGCUGACAAGCACAAUGGCCCCUUUACUUCCUUCAAGCGUGCUGCUCCUUGUUGCACUGUUGAGCUGGAAUGUCCAUUGCUUUCCUACAAAAGGCUGGACCCAGCGUGCGUCUCGUGAUGGCAGUCUGUCAAACAUAAAGACACCCCCUGUCCUUUAUCGCUCAUCCCAAGGUGCUUCUGCUCAGUCGGCCGAUGAUGGUCCCGAGUCAUUCUUGCAUGAACCGGUGAAGAAGGGAGCGUAUUCUAGUCCUAAACGCAAUCUAGCAAGCUCCAGGCUUCCUCCUUUUGAGGUUUAUGAGGCUCCUGGUUUGGAACCUGUGGAAGAGUCUCCAGCUGCCCUCAGAGUGUCCAGAACAUAUCAGCCCACAUCUGACGGUGGCUUUCCUCCCCCACAAGCAGGUGAGCUUCAAAAUUAUGAUGAAAGCAUUGAGGAUGGUGACCGGGAAGAAGAAACUGAGGACUUGGUGCCGCCGCCACCACCUCCAUAUCUAGGGUCGCCGUUCAAGGCUGGUGAGUUGAAGAACUACUUGUCGUCUUAUGAGCAUGGAGAUUAUGAGGAGGAAACGGAAAGCCAAGAUUCAGCGCCACUUCCUUAUGUGGAGCCAGCUUCUUACGUGUCUAAUGGCGGUCAGGUGCCGUUUCAACCAAAUUAUCCGUGGACAAGGGAGGACUAUGCCUACUACCUUUUCUUCACUGGUGGGCUCCCUGCAGGCACACUGUCACACUACAGUUCAGACUAUGAAGCUGGAAGAGACUACUACGAUGAUGCAGAAUAUGAGAGAUACGACUAUCCCCCUGAAGAUCCAGCCACCCCUGAAGAUCCACCAGCCCAGGAUCCAGUGACAUAUCAAAAGUUGUAUUGAAAUCUGAAAUAAAAAAUCUUAAGUAA